This is a messenger RNA of Athene cunicularia (burrowing owl), 1966 nucleotides long. Its product is annotated as zonadhesin-like. Gene Ontology annotation, molecular function: protein binding. The coding region runs from base 220 to 1113 and encodes 297 amino acids. The record is from RefSeq and is a predicted model, not a curated record. The transcript is spliced from 6 exons. NCBI's taxonomy places the organism in Eukaryota, Metazoa, Chordata, Aves, Strigiformes, Strigidae.
GUGACAAGCAGAAAGGUACCUGUUUAUUGCUUGUUCAUAUAUGAAUACCUUGCAUGGCAGCAGCAGCUGCACAACAAAUGACCUGAUCUUUCCAGUCAUGUGGCUGCAGUUUGUUUAUUCUUCUGUUUUCCUGUCAGCCAGGCACAGGAAAAUGGAACUAACUCAGAGUCAGACAGAAAAGCAGCUGAAAAUAAACAAUAACAAAGAUAUUGGGAAUUAAUGCUUUCUCAUGUUGCACAUAGGAGCUGCCUGUUUGAUAUGUGUGUGGAAGGAGACGAGGAUGCUACCUUAUGUCGCAGUCUGGAGGAAUACGUGCUGGCUUGUCAGCAGCAAGGAGUCAGUAUGGAAGGCUGGAGGCAACAGACAGUUUGUGGUAUAUCAUGUCCUGCCAACAGCAAGUAUAGCUCAUGCAUGUCUGCAUGCCCAGCAUCCUGCAAUGACUUGACCAGCCCCUCUGAGUGUGAAUCACCUUGCGUUGAAGGCUGUGAAUGUCUCCCUGGCUAUGUUCUUAGUGAUUUUGACUGUGUGCCUUACAAACAAUGUGGCUGCACAUACCUUAACAAAUAUUAUGAGAUUGGAGAAAUAUUCACAACUGAUGACUGCUCACAGAGAUGCCAGUGCACAGAAAGCUCCACUGUCUCCUGCUCUAAUAUAGUGUGUGGUUCUGAUGAAAUCUGUGGCAUUUCAAACUACAGUCGUGGAUGCUACAGGAGUGGACCAUGUAUGCCGAAUCCUUGUAAGAAUGACGGCGUUUGCUCUGAAACUACCAACAGCACCUCUCUCCGCUUCUACUGUGAAUGUUCAGAACUGUACACAGGACCAAGCUGCGAGGCUGAAAAGAUAGCUGAAGACCCUCCCACACAGGAUCCUGAGGACCAUACAGUUGCGAUCGUUGUUGGAGUUGUGGCUGGUGUAGUUGUUAUCAUCAUUCUCAUCUCCUCUACAGUAUACCUGUACAGAAGGAAGAGAAAGAUGGAUACAGCUGCAAAAUUAAGGGAUUCUUCUUUGAAACAGUCCAGGGAUGUACUGGAUGCCAGAGUGUAUGAGCAAGAUUAUGGCUGCAUUGUGAACACUGCAUUUGAUCAAAAUGAAUCCCGAAAUACAUACCUAUAGUUGGCAAUAUUUUUCCAAUUCAUUUGUAUUACUUUCUGCUCUUGUAUUUUAAUAGUAUUUCUAACACUUUAAGAAGAAAUAAUAGUAAAUAAAUAAUUGCAUUUGGUGAAAACCUUUGAAAUUGUUCUUUGAAAAUAUCUCUCAGAUCUCGUGUUGUAGACCCCAAGUGAAAUAUGUCCUGACUCACGCAAGAGACUGUGUUGUCUUCAGAGAUUCUUUGAAAAACACAAAGUCCAGACAGACUCUGCCUACAAAAGUGUGUGGCACACCAUCACGUACACACCUCUGACAGAUGUACGAACCAUAGACUGAUGCAGUUAAAAUUAAUAAGAGCAUCCCAGGCAGGUCUUCAUGAGAUCAUCCUAUCCAAAUCCUUCCACGAGGAGGGGAUUAGCUGAGCUGGACACAGUUCUUACUCCUCUUCUGGCAAGCAUGUCCAGCUGAGGAGAGAAAUCCGUAAGACACUGAGCUCAUCUGGUGACAGGUGUAGUAAAAAGAAUGACCCCUAUUGUUCCCCAAGGUGGGAGUGCCGGACUGGAAGAAGUGAAUGUCUGAAGGAGAGUUGCCUCCUUGCUGUGGGGGCAGUGAACAAGAAGUAGGGCUGUCAUCAGCUCCCUGUGCCAGAGGCUAAGCAAGAACAUAGCUUAACAAAAACUUUCUGAAGAAUAAGAUCCUGUCAUAAACUCUCCUUGGGGGGUCUUCGCAUACUCAGAAGCUGCCACACUCAUCCAUGUGGGUAGAGAUCUGCACCAGCUCACUCCCAGACCAUGCUAAGGACCCCCUACAGCAGGCGACCAGAGGUGUUUGUGGCAAGGGCUGAUAAAGUUCAGUGUGCGAGACACCCAGCCCAUGA